Messenger RNA from Coffea eugenioides, 646 nucleotides. RefSeq names its product 60S ribosomal protein L34-like. Gene Ontology annotation, cellular component: cytosolic large ribosomal subunit; ribosome. Gene Ontology annotation, molecular function: structural constituent of ribosome. Bases 85 to 447 code for a protein of 120 amino acids. Lineage: Eukaryota; Viridiplantae; Streptophyta; Magnoliopsida; Gentianales; Rubiaceae. The record is from RefSeq and is a predicted model, not a curated record. The transcript has 4 exons. Gene Ontology annotation, biological process: translation; ribosome biogenesis.
UUUCUUUUCGUUUUCUCAUUCAUUGUUCUACUUACACUCCGAGAGAGGAAGACAGAGAGAGGUGGAGCUGGUGGAUUGAAGGAGAUGGCGCAGAGGCUUACGUAUCGAAAACGGCAUAGUUAUGCCACUAAAUCCAACCAACACAGGGUCGUCAAAACCCCUGGGGGGAGGCUUGUGUAUCAGAGCACCAAGAAGAGAGCCAGUGGUCCUAAAUGUCCAGUUACUGGGAAAAGAAUCCAAGGGAUUCCUCACUUAAGACCUGCUGAAUACAAGAGGUCCAGAUUGUCCAGGAACCGUAGGACAGUUAAUCGUGCUUAUGGUGGUGUAUUGUCUGGAAGUGCUGUCAGGGAGAGGAUUAUCCGUGCUUUCUUGGUUGAAGAGCAAAAGAUUGUGAAAAAGGUUCUGAAAAUUCAAAAGGCAAAAGAAAAGCUAGCUUCGAAGAGUUGAAAUGGAACAACUAUUUAGCCGCAGUUGUUUUGUUUAAGAAAAAUUUAUGAUAUGUUUCAAAGUUUUAUCUUUUGUGAUGACGAUGAAGAAAUGUUCAAUGAUCGGUAAUGGAAUAGUUUGAACAAAUGCUUCUUCAACUUUUGUUUCAUGCUUCCGAAGUACAAUUUAUUCAAGAAUCUUGUGGUGUCUAUUUGUCUGA